CUUUCCGCGUCGCAACCCACGAUUAUCUACCUAGCUGCAGAUACCCACGACGACCAAAGGCGCCCUUUACCACGAGCUCUAUUCGCGCCUUGAUCCUUCGAUAUAAAAUCAGUCUUGACCAAUUCCCCAUCUCUCCUACGCUGGCCGAGCUAGCACCCUCGCAUCGACAAAUAGGACCACUGUGACGGCCUGUCUACGACCCAGUCUCUACUAGGGGAUACCAUCCUCCCAUCCAGUCGCAACCCGAUAGUCCCCAUACGUACCAUAUCCUCCGCUAUCAACGCAGCGCCGACCACUGCUACAAUGGCCUCGCAAACCUCCGACCCGCAAACAAACGGCGUGCCCGCCUCCUCGGCAGGAGCCUCCGCCUCCCAGACGGUCCCCAACACCCAAGCUACCGCAGCGACAUCAACAGCAGGAUCGCAGCCCCCCUCUCAGAGCCAACCGACCCAAUCCUCGUCUACGCAACAACCUUCACAACAGCAACAGCAACCACAGCAGCAGAACAACUCACAACAGCAGCAGCAGCAAUCAGCACCCCUCAACCCCAAUGCCUCGGCCCCGCGUCCCCGCGACGCCCGCAUGAUCGAGCUCCUUCUCACUUCUCAAGGCGUCACGUCCUACGAAUCGCGCGUGCCCCUUCUCCUUCUCGACUUCGCCUACCGGCACACCUCGAGCAUCCUCUCCGACGCCAUCUACCUCUCAGCGGACCCCUACACCUCGCAGGCUGGCUCCAAGGCGUCCGCCUCGGGCGCCGCCGCCGGCUCGAUUCCAGGCGCGGCAGGCGACGCCGCUGUCAGUGCGAAUGCCGUCAAGCUCGCCAUCGCUGCGCGGCUCGGCUACCAGUUCCGCGGAGGCGGCGGUGCGGGCGGCGUGUCUAAGGACUGGCUACAGGAGCUCGCGCGCGAGCGCAACAAGACGGCGCUGCCCAAGGUCGCCCAAAAUGAGUGGGGUCUCAGGCUGCCCAGCGAGCGCUUCGUGCUGAGCGGCGUGAGCUGGGGGCUCAAGGACGUGUGGGAAGAGGCGGGCAUCGACGAGGACGACGAGGACGAGAGUGAAGACGGUACCGGCGCGCCUGUUGGUGACGGUGCGAUGGAGGGAGUGGAGGCGACGAACGUCACUGCCGAUGAGGAUAUUGGCGGUGACGGCGUCGAGGGCGGCACGAUGGAGGAUGUAUUUGGCAAGGACGUCGACGAGGACGCGGAGAUGGAGGGCACGUCUCAGUGAGGGCGGUGUCACGUACGUCCACCCGAUUUUC
Colletotrichum destructivum is the source of this 1258-nucleotide messenger RNA. Its product is annotated as Putative transcription initiation factor TAFII31, histone-fold. Gene Ontology annotation, cellular component: SAGA complex; transcription factor TFIID complex. The coding region runs from base 304 to 1227 and encodes 307 amino acids. The transcript has a single exon. Gene Ontology annotation, molecular function: RNA polymerase II general transcription initiation factor activity; transcription coactivator activity; protein heterodimerization activity. The record is from RefSeq and is a predicted model, not a curated record. Gene Ontology annotation, biological process: DNA-templated transcription initiation; RNA polymerase II preinitiation complex assembly. NCBI's taxonomy places the organism in Eukaryota, Fungi, Ascomycota, Sordariomycetes, Glomerellales, Glomerellaceae.